Messenger RNA from Diaporthe citri, 696 nucleotides. RefSeq lists its product as uncharacterized. The record is from RefSeq and is a predicted model, not a curated record. The transcript is spliced from 5 exons. Gene Ontology annotation, biological process: transmembrane transport. Gene Ontology annotation, molecular function: transmembrane transporter activity. Bases 1 to 696 code for a protein of 231 amino acids. NCBI's taxonomy places the organism in Eukaryota, Fungi, Ascomycota, Sordariomycetes, Diaporthales, Diaporthaceae.
AUGGGCGUUGGCUUCACCUUUCAGCCGACUCUUGUAGCUGCCCAGGCGCACUCUGCUAAGCAGGACCGGGCUGUUGUGAUCAGUUCGCGCAAUUUCUUGCGCGCUCUAGGCGGCGCCGCUGGUCUCGCCAUUGCCUCAGCUCUCUUCUCCAAUACUUUGGUCGGGCACAUAAACUCCGUAUCAGCUGUCCCGGCGGACGUUGUGGAUGAGAUCAAAUCUUCUGUAUUCUCGAUGCCAGACAUCUCUGGCUUGACGGAGGAGCAACGGAUCAUCAUCCUCGACACGUAUACGAGGGCAUCAAGAUCUGUCUUCUACUUCUGGGAAGGAUGCAUGGGUUUAUGCUGGCUGCUGAUGUUCUUCAUCAAGGACAAGGGUCUCCAGAGGAAGGAAGAGACGCAGGGAAAUACGGUAACUCCUGCCAAAAUCACGGCACGCCUGCAUAGGGCUGGCGGACUCGCCCUCUCGGACCAGUUCUACCUUACCGUUGUUCCGGAAGAUGGAUCGGACUCCUACCUAGUAUUAAUAGCCGUUGUUUCGCGCGCAGCCCUUAUUCUCUCCUCGGCACUAGAGUACACGGCCCAGUUCACAUUUAAUGAAACUUCUGGCCGCAUUUUUGAGGCGGGCUCGACCAUAACUGGCAAUGGGCCGAUCAUAGCCGGCAACGUUGUGCUAUUCAACUAUUACACCAUGCUUUAA